AUGGCAACCACGUGCACACCCGUCAAAAUCGAUACCUGCUCCUAUCUUGCCUGUCACCUCGGCAGAAACACCACGAUCUGCGGUACCAUUAUGCUUCUUUCCUCCCAGACCGAACUUCUUGCCCCUGGAUCGCCCAUUUACGACUAUAUUCUCCCGAGGUCGCCUAUGGAGGUGAAGGCCGUUACUUGGAUCCAAAACGGCUUAUUUUAUUUCCUGUUCGGCGCUCAUGCGAUUGAGACUGUUAUGUUUGCCUUCGGGAAGUUGAAGAAGCAUCGCGUGCCAUUUGGGUUGGUAUGGCUGAAGUGGAUAAUUAUGUGCUUGGUGGGAAGGAAGUUCUGCUUUGAGCAUUUUGAUAACGUGGUUGUGCAGAAGGAGGCGGCUUUGCGUUAG
Messenger RNA from Westerdykella ornata, 390 nucleotides. RefSeq lists its product as uncharacterized. NCBI's taxonomy places the organism in Eukaryota, Fungi, Ascomycota, Dothideomycetes, Pleosporales, Sporormiaceae. The transcript has a single exon. The record is from RefSeq and is a predicted model, not a curated record. The coding region runs from base 1 to 390 and encodes 129 amino acids.